CAGUUGGUCUGUUGAUGACCUAACUGGCGGCAACGAAAACACCCGUUGUGUUCCUGGAGGUAUAUGCGUUCUGCGGGUGUGAGUUUCUGGAGGCGGCGGGGUGGAGAGGAAGAAGGCGGUCGAGAGGCACGAUCUUGGCGUUCCAUCCGUAUAAGGUGGGCGGUCUGGAGGUCCUCGAUGGUGAAUUGGGAGGGGUCGAGAGGCAGUGUCGAAGUCGUCAUCGGAGGUGGGUUGAGUGGUGUUGUUAUGGAAAAAGAGGGGGCAGGAGGGAGCGGGCGCGGACUGGUGAUGGGGGUGGAGGAGUCGAUCGUGGUGAAGCAUGCGAGAGAGGAGGUCAGCAAGGGGCAUGUCGGGUUCGUGGGCGAGGGCGGUGGCAAGAUCUUUGUGGCAUACUCGCUUGAUGCGGGAGAUGAACGCAAAGUCGGGAAUGACGGUGGUGAGGUGAUGGCGGAGGGAGCGGAUGUAUUGGACGAAGCGGUCUGUGGGACCGGUUUGGCGGAGGUGGCAGAAUUGUUUGAGGUAGCCGUCAAUGGUUUUCUGGGGGCGGAAGGUGGCAGCAAGAAGUUUGGCCCAUUGGAGGAAGGAGUGACGUGGUCCUCCAGAGGCUCGUCGGUUGCUGAUUUCAGCCAUCCACCAUUUGGAGGCAUUGCAGAGGAGGAGGGAGGUGGCAAUGGGCAGCCAGUGGGCAAGGGGCAUGUGGUGGAGGUGAAAAGAGUUCUGGAGCUGGGUUAGGAAGAGGAAAACGUCCUCGUGGGGGAGGCCGGAGAAGGACAUGAUUUCGCCGGAUCGGAAGGAACAGGGGAUUUCCCCGUCGC
This is a messenger RNA of Chara braunii, 815 nucleotides long. NCBI's taxonomy places the organism in Eukaryota, Viridiplantae, Streptophyta, Charophyceae, Charales, Characeae. The record is from the annotation of a GenBank genome assembly.